Molecule: messenger RNA, 1470 nt
Organism: Cyanistes caeruleus (blue tit)
Lineage: Eukaryota; Metazoa; Chordata; Aves; Passeriformes; Paridae
Gene: SRD5A2
Product: steroid 5 alpha-reductase 2
Biological process (GO): steroid biosynthetic process
Cellular component (GO): membrane
Molecular function (GO): 3-oxo-5-alpha-steroid 4-dehydrogenase activity
Source: RefSeq, a predicted model, not a curated record
UGCUGCCUCUUCUGCUGGCACUACUUCUACAGGACAUUUAUUUACCCUUUCUUCACUAGAGGCAGACCUUUCCCACUGCAAUUGCUUUUCUUUGGCAUGUUAUUCUGUAUCUAUAAUGGCUUCCUCCAGGGGUACUACCUGAUUUACUGCGCUGAAUAUCCAAACGAUUGGUGCACCGACAUCAGAUUUACAUCAGGCCUCUUCUUAUUUCUGCUGGGAAUGGGAAUCAACAUUCACAGUGAUCUCCUGCUGCGCCAGCUGAGGAAACCCGGGGAAGUCACUUAUAAGAUUCCUCAAGGAGGACUGUUCACCUAUGUUUCUGGAGCCAACUACUUUGGAGAAAUUGUGGAAUGGUUUGGUUUUGCCAUUGCAACUUGGUCUCUACCAGCCUUCGCCUUUGCCUUUUUCACUCUUUGCUGCAUUGGUCCACGUGCUUAUCACCAUCACAGGUACUAUCUCAAGACAUUUACGGACUAUCCAAAAUCAAGGAAAGCCUUGAUUCCUUUCGUUUUUUAAUUAUUGAAAUAUGGACUCUUUGUUUUGUUUUUAUAGGAUUUUUUUUCCAGUUCAUGGUUUUAAUGCUAGAUCUGACUAUUAUUAAUUGUAUAGAUGAUAUCCCAAGAUUGUAACAGACAAGAAGGUAAUUUGGAAUGGAAGUCCUUGUUUUAAUUGGAGGUGAAAUUGCAGAUAGUUAUGGGCUAAAGGACUCCACAAAAAACCUAUUUGUUUCUCAGUGCAGUUCUGUCUAUGAAAAAUAAAUACAUAACUGCAUUGACAUCAGAGAAAAAACACUGGUUAAAUAUUGUUGCAGAAAGGUAGAAGAUAAUCCCAUUACUUUGGAGGAAGUUUUCAGCACCCACUCCAAUUUAUAUCACUUCUGCAACUGCUUCCUUCUGCCUCCAUGCUGUAGCACAUGUGUCCUCACCCUGCUGGCAGUGCCCUAUGUGUUGCCACACUUGAAACCAGAGAAGGGGUCUCAUUUGCCCCCAAAAAAUUAUCCAGCCCAUUAUUUUUCAUCUAAAAGCCAUCUUAACUCCCAGAAACACAGUGCAACAAGAGGGAACUUGUGCUGGCACAAGGCUUGGAGCAGUGUGCCAUGGCACAGAGGUGAGGUGAGGUUGAUGGAGAUGGAAGCUGGCACAAUGUCUGUGUUCCUUCCUUAAGCAUUAUUUUCUUCAUUGUCAGAUGAUUAAUCUUCAGCCAUCAAGGUUUGUUUUUUAAAUGUACUUUGUUAUAGUAAUUGCAGCUCCAUUAGCAUUUCUUUUCUCUUGCAAAUCCAGAUUUUUUUUUCAGAAUAAAAUUUUUUCCACUCAAAGCCACUCAGUUGUUGUUCAUAAAAAGAUUUGAAAUGGUGAUGUAUGACAAAAAUUACAACAAAUAAAAAGCUCUGUGUUGAAGAAAAUGUUCUCUGACGCUGGCAGUACAUUUUGUCUGUGGAGAAUAUUUUCAGAUACUUUUAUUAGGAAAUGA